Drosophila gunungcola (fruit fly) is the source of this 920-nucleotide messenger RNA. RefSeq names its product trypsin-1. Gene Ontology annotation, molecular function: serine-type endopeptidase activity. The coding region runs from base 75 to 821 and encodes 248 amino acids. The record is from RefSeq and is a predicted model, not a curated record. The transcript is spliced from 2 exons. Gene Ontology annotation, biological process: proteolysis. Lineage: Eukaryota; Metazoa; Arthropoda; Insecta; Diptera; Drosophilidae.
GUACUUAAAGUCUGCCUUAACCGCCGCACAUUCCAACUUUAAUAGGAUUCUUUCACCGGCUGGGCUAAGUGUAAAUGAUGUGCAAGUUAUUGCUGAUACUUAGCUUUUCGCUCAGCCUCUCCUAUGCGGAAAAUCGACCAGACCCACGCAUUGUUGGCGGAUUUCCAGCUGAUAUAGCCAACAUUCCGUACAUAGUGUCCAUCCAACUGUUUGGGAUCCAUCACUGCGGCGGUUCAAUCGUCAGUAGGCAAAUCAUUUUGACUGCUGCCCAUUGUUUGGGUGGAGUGUCGCCCCGUCUGCUGAAAGUAAAGGUUGGUGGCACUUCGCGGAAUCGCAAGGAUGGAGUACUGUGCUCAGUGGCCGAGGUGCACAGCCAUGAGAAGUACAAUGCCAAGACCAUGGACUAUGAUAUCGGAGUGGUUCGAUUAACCAAGAACCUGACAUUGUCCAAUAAGAUAAAAGUUAUACCUGUGAGCCAUAGCACGAUAGCAGAUGGCACUUAUGCCACAAUUGCCGGCUGGGGAUUCAAGUCCAUGAAUGGCGUUCCAUCGGACAGUCUGCAAUAUGCCCGAGUUCCGAUCGUAAACCAGACCGCCUGCAGAACUUUACUGGGCAAAGGGGUCACGGAUCGGAUGCUUUGUGCGGGAUUCCUGCGCGGCGGCACGGAUGCCUGCCAGAUGGACUCCGGCGGACCCUUGUCGGUCAGGGAGCAACUGGUGGGCAUCGUGUCCUGGGGAGUGGGGUGCGCCCUGGCCGAUAAGCCCGGCGUUUAUGCACGCCUAGAUGCGUUGUACCCCUGGCUGAACAAGUUUAUAAGCUAACUCACCUAAAGAUAAUAACUUAAUAUUUGUUUUUACGAGCGUGAGACUAGCGCACAACAGCAGCGCAUGGGCGCAUUAAAAUAAAAGCUUUCACUUUAA